ACCGACGCCCGGCUCGCCAGCACCGACACGGCGCCGUCCCCGUCGGCCGCGUGCAGGCCCGUGCGCGAGUGAGUGACGGCGAGGGAGAGGGCCAGGUGGACGGACGGCGACAGGAGCAGAAGAAGGUCGAGCCGAAGCACCGAACGAGACGAACAUCAUGGAGGACGUCAACCAAACGUACAGCGACAACCCGGACCGGGACAGUUUGGAUGGCAACCUGCCGUCUAGCAGCCAUGGCACCAACCCGCCGCCGGCGCCACCUCUCGGACCCCUAGCCGUCCCCUCCAGCUUCACCAAGGGACCCAACGCCAAGAAGAAGCACAAAAAGCUCAAGCCCGACGACGACAAGGACAAGGACAAGGACAAGAAAAUGAAGCGCAAGGACACGGAGAGCGGCGACGCCGCGCCCUGGGACCAGACGGAGCCCUGCACACAUAUGUGGGUGGUGCUCUCCUCCAUGUACGGCAAGCUGGUGGUGCUGCUGACCAUCGCCUUCUGCCUCACUGAGGUUAUGGACAACUCGAUCCUGCCACUCACAUUCCAGGGCGUCUUCAUGAUGUACCUGUACGUGGGAAGCAUCAUCGCCAUCCUGUGCAUCUACAUCACGGUGGUGGCCGACAACAUCCCGAGCGUGACGUCCUCCAAGCAGAACCUGACCUCUGCUGACGCCGACAUCACCAGCCUGGCCAGCUUCGGCACGCUGAAGCGGGCGCACAUCUCGCGCUCCAAGACCACGCGCACCAGCUUCUACUUGCGCGUCGGCGCGCUCCUGUUCGGGUUCGGCACGUUGGUGUUCAACGGUCUGGAGAUUGCCAUGCGCUCCACCACGGACACCACCUGCAGCGGCGAGCUGUCGUUCGCCCACCCCAUCCUGCAGGCCAUCUUCACCUUCCUGCAGAUGCAUUUCCUCUUCGUCAACUCAGAGGUGGUCGUGGAGAAGUUCGGCCAGAUGGCGCGGUUCGGCUUCAUGCACCUGGUGGCCACCAACCUUUCGGUGUGGUUCCGCAUGGUGAUCUGGGACUCGGCGCACGAGUGGGUGCACUUCGUGCACCUGCACGCCCAGCCGGACCGGCCGCUGCAGUACGGCGGCACGCCCAGCCCCAGCGCCCUCCGGCUCCAGGGCUUCCCGGGCCUGAAGGACCUGGGCUACGAGGGCUACCUGGACGUGGACGGCACGACCGAGCCCACUAUCGACCGGACGUUAGACCUGCGCGACUCGGGCGUCCUCUACUAUGGGAAUCCGUACGGCGGAGGGUCCGAACAGCUGCCGGCGCCGUGUGUCAACGGCUCUGCAUUCUCCUUCACCACGGCACAUGCGCAAAGGGUGAUGCGGCUCUAUCAGUGUUACAAUAAUAACACCCUCGGUCAAAUGUGGACCAAGUCCAUGCCAUACCUGUUUCCAUUCAUCGUGGAGUACAGUCUGAUCGCCGCCGCCGUCACGUACAUCAUGUGGACGUCCGUGGGCCGGGAGCGCAGCAAGCAGUCGGAGACCAAGAAGCUGGACGAGGGCAGCACACUGGACGCGCGCCGGCGGAAGCAGUGGCGCACUGACUGCCGCGCCGCCUCCAAGGGCCUCUUCCUCGGCCUGCUCUGCCUGGUCGGCGGCAUCGUCGUCCUCAUCAUCUUCUUCGUGAUGAAGGACAGCGAGGAGUUCCAGGACCAGAUGUUCUGGCUGUCGUCCGGCACGCAGCUGGUCGUGCUCAGCCUGUCCGUGGUCAUGACGCUCGUCGGCUUCUAUCAAGUGCCGAAGCUGGCGGCGGCGCAGAAGAAGAAGCCCCUGCACCUCGACUCGAUGCUCUCCUCCGUCACCAUCAUCGGCGUGUACCUGCUCGGCAUCUUCGGUCUCAUCGUGGGCGGCAUUCAGCUGGGCGAGCCGCGCCACCUGGUGCUGUUCGUGCUGAACGUGACGCUGAUCGUGCAGACCACGUGCCAGGGCAUGCUGGUGUCGGAGGCGGUGCGGCGGCAGUGCGCCACGCGCCAGCAGCAGCAGGCCAAGCCGGGGCGCCAGGUCAUCACCUUCCUGCUCUUCUCCAACGCCACGCUCUGGAUGAUGGACACGUUUAUGUCGCACCACUGGCUCUCGCAGGAGAUGCAGUUCAACUACUACGGCUUCCUGGCCUGGGGCGUCAUCUCCAGGAUCAGCCUCCCGCUCACCAUCUUCUACCGCUUCCACCAGUCCGUCAUCCUCGUCGAGAUCUGGAAGAACACGUACAAGACGCGCACCGACUAGCGGGGGGGACGCAACCCUGACUCUGACACGAACUCCAGCGGCGGCAGCAGCAGCAGCGCCAGCAGCUGCAGCUGCAGUCAGACGUCCGAGUGCUCGCGGUGCUCGGCGUGUCUCGCGGCGCGCCUUCCGCCGCUCGGCCGCGCCGGCAGCCCGCCCUCCAUGUCGACGGACAGCAUCGACUCUGGCGCGGCGCGCGAGCUGGGCCAC
Pollicipes pollicipes is the source of this 2437-nucleotide messenger RNA. Its product is annotated as proton channel OtopLc. NCBI's taxonomy places the organism in Eukaryota, Metazoa, Arthropoda, Thecostraca, Pollicipedomorpha, Pollicipedidae. Gene Ontology annotation, cellular component: membrane. Gene Ontology annotation, molecular function: proton channel activity. Gene Ontology annotation, biological process: proton transmembrane transport. The coding region runs from base 158 to 2230 and encodes 690 amino acids. The transcript has 10 exons. The record is from RefSeq and is a predicted model, not a curated record.